GUCAUCUAGUGGUACAGCUGAUGUCAUUGCCAGUGUGUCACUUCCUGAUAAAAGACAGAUUGAACCUUCACUGCAUUUUCAUAAAAUCAUCUCGGGCUUCAGCUGCUUCAUCAAGAGAAACAACAGCACUUAUAUCAUCGGAUCAUUUUUUUAAUGUCCAUCAGCAUGUGGUUUCUCAUUGUAUUUUUAAUCAGUAUGGAGGAUCUGGUGACCGGUGGAUGGGAUGAGUUCAAGACAGUGAUGGAGAGAGAGGCUCUGACUUUGCAAACAGGAAUAUCUGAACUCAAAGGAGAUGAUGAGACAAUGUGGCUGUUUACAGCCGGCAGCCAAACCACCCGAAUAGCACAGAUGUACCGUAGUAAAGUAUGGCUUCAUAAGAGACUGGCUGACAGACUGCAGCUUGACCAGCAGACAGGAUCACUGACCAUCUUUAACAUCAGCGUCAGUGAAUCUGGACUUUAUAAGCUCGCUCUCACCAUCAAUGAUUUAAUCUCUAGGAAAACAUUCAGAGUCGAUGUAUAUGCACCAGUUUCUGUUCCUGUCAUUAGUGGUGGCUUAUUGGUCAAUGCAAACCAUGUUAAAGAAUUUCCAAAUAGAGAUUUCUGCUCUGUGUUCUGCUCGGUGAAGAAUGAUCGAGACGUGUCUAUCUCGUGGUAUAAAGGGAGUGAAAUAGUGAAUCAGAACAGCAAUCCUGAUCUGAGCAUCAACCUCAGUUUAUCAUUGGAUCUUCAUUAUAAUGAUUCAGAGACCUACAGAUGCACGGCUGUGAAUCCAGUGAGCAAUAAGAGCGUCCGUCUUCACAAGAAAGAGAUCUGCUCACCACAGGAAGCACCGGUUUCUGUGCCGGUCAUCACUGGUGGCUCAUUGGUCAGUGCAAACCAUUCUGAAGAUUGUCUGGAUAACUGUGGCGUCUCUGAGGCUCUGGUUCGUCUGGUUCUGUCUGGUCUGGUGGGAAUCACCGCUGUUGGAUUUCUUGUUGAACAUCUGAUGUUCUGCUCAUCUCAGAGAAGAGCUGCUGCUUCUGUGUGAUGGUGAUACUUUUGUGAGACCAACCAACAUGUCAUACAGAAUACAUAUGGGGCUUUAGUUAUGAGUCAAGUCACCUUUAUGUGUAUAAUGCUUUAUAGAGUUGGUUGUGUCAAUACA
This is a messenger RNA of Carassius carassius (crucian carp), 1146 nucleotides long. RefSeq lists its product as uncharacterized. Bases 154 to 1029 code for a protein of 291 amino acids. NCBI's taxonomy places the organism in Eukaryota, Metazoa, Chordata, Actinopteri, Cypriniformes, Cyprinidae. The record is from RefSeq and is a predicted model, not a curated record. The transcript has 6 exons.